AUGGUCCUUUUCCAACUCCCGGAACCAUUGUCCUGCCACUGGUUUUCUUCUUUUUCUUGGGACCACCAACAAGUCGCGAGCGCGCCGACCGUGUCAAAGACUCAUGACUGGUUAGGAUGCUGCAAGGCUAACUAG
Molecule: messenger RNA, 135 nt
Organism: Pyricularia grisea
Lineage: Eukaryota; Fungi; Ascomycota; Sordariomycetes; Magnaporthales; Pyriculariaceae
Exons: 2
Coding region: 1-135 (44 amino acids)
Source: RefSeq, a predicted model, not a curated record